Phragmites australis (common reed) is the source of this 1849-nucleotide messenger RNA. RefSeq names its product small RNA degrading nuclease 1-like. Lineage: Eukaryota; Viridiplantae; Streptophyta; Magnoliopsida; Poales; Poaceae. The transcript is spliced from 12 exons. The record is from RefSeq and is a predicted model, not a curated record. Bases 164 to 1555 code for a protein of 463 amino acids. Gene Ontology annotation, molecular function: exonuclease activity; nucleic acid binding. Gene Ontology annotation, cellular component: nucleus.
UGGCUACCCGAGCGGAGUAGCAGCGAGGAAGAAGGGUUUCUUUUUGGCGGCCGUUUUUCCCGUGCCCGACCGCCGCCGCCGCCCACGCGAACGCGCGACCGCCGACCGUAGCAGCUCUUCCCCACACCAGCCACUGUUUUUUUGCUCUCCGUGCAGUCGUCUGAUGGCCAAGCGGCUCGCUGGCGCCGAGAAAGAGGUGCUCGUUGAGAUCGUGAGGUUCACUCAGAGGAACGGAUUGAAAGGCUCCGAUGGGGGAUGGAAGGAUUUCUUGGCUCGGAACGAUAAGAAGUUUGGCGCCUCAGUCAGCGACCCCAGGAAGCGAUCCAGGGACGUGCUGCUCGCCUUCCUUCUAACCUUCGCCAAAGAUUUUCAAAAGUACUUCAGCAAAUUGGUGAAGCGUCAGAAGGAAAGAGGUGCUAUUCAGCAGCAUAUGAAGGAUUUUCCUGACGAGGUUUCUCCCGAGCAGAAACUUGUUCAACUGACGGCAGAGCAUCCAGAGUACAGGAAAAGCUAUAUCUUACCAUCUUACGAAGAGGGAUGGAAAGUAUUGCGGGUAGGAGAAGUCUCUAAUAUAAUGAGCUCGAGAGCUAUGUUGGGAAUUGACUGUGAGAUGGUCCUUUGCAAUGAUGGCACGGAGGCUGUGGUCCGAGUAUGUGUUGUAGACAACAAUCUGGAGGUGAAGUUGGACACACUUGUAAAUCCAUUUAAAGCUAUUGCUGACUAUAGGACACACAUCACUGGUGUAUCUAAGAAGGAUUUAGAAGGAGCCACAUCAUCAUUAGUUGAUGUUCAGAAAUCAUUGAAGAGAUUCUUGUCCAAAGGAAAGAUUUUGAUUGGCCAUAGCUUACAUAGAGAUUUAUGUGCUCUAAAGAUCGAUUACUCUCAAGUUAUUGAUACAGCAUACAUCUUUAAGUAUGCGAAUUUACCUGCAACCACAUCAGCUUCCUUAAACAGCUUGUGCAAGUCUGUUUUGGGGUAUUCUAUUCGAGAAGAAGGAGAACCACAUAAUUGCUUAAAGGAUGCAAAAGCUGCGAUGGAUCUAGUUCUCGCAAAGCUUAAGCAUGGAUUUAAUGAUCCCAUUGAAGUUGCUGCGAGUAGUGUGCCUGAAUCUGAUGUGUUGAAGUUGUUUGCUCAUAGAAUUCCAGUGUACCUGCCUUGCCAAGAGCUGCGCAAAAUUUUCCCUGGGAACCCCAGUAUUGAUGACAAGAUUGAUACGAGAAUUCGAGGUGAAUUUUAUUCUACAUGUAUUUUAUUCAAUGGCGUAGAUGAGGUAGAGAAGGCAUUUGAAGAACUGGAUGGCCAAGAGACUAAGGACUCCGGUGGGAGACUUCAAAAACAUGUACUGCUGAAGCGCGACAAUGGAGAUGUUGUGAGCUUCUAUGUUCGAAAGAUGGUAUAUGGUUCCCAGCUCAACCAGUUUGAAUUUUCAAAGAAGAGACCACAUCCCACUGAGGAUGCGGAUCCAAAGAAAGAACAUGUUGACGGGGAUCAGCAAAAAAAGAAAAGAAAUAGUAAGAAGCAUGUGAACAAGGCAAACAUAUCGGUGCUUGAAUGAAGAACUUCGUGAGCAGCGCUGAGAUCUUCUGGUUACAAAUGGAUGCUGAGAGAUCGUCGAUGACUGAACUGCUUGGUGAAACCAAUUUUGGAGGUGGUUAGAGUCAUGGUCCUCAUAUACGACGACAGCGAGUGUCGGUUAAUCUGAUCUCACCAUCCUUAGUUUGUGCUAGAAUGCUAAUCAUCAGCUGUACUGGUUUCUUAGGCCUCAUUUUGUUCUAAAAUUACACUGACGGAGUUGAGCAUAUUGGUUCGGUGGGUAGGAUAUUGUUAGCGAAUUUUGUUUGAGCGGAUU